Aspergillus campestris IBT 28561 is the source of this 813-nucleotide messenger RNA. Its product is annotated as aquaporin-like protein. Gene Ontology annotation, molecular function: water channel activity; glycerol channel activity. NCBI's taxonomy places the organism in Eukaryota, Fungi, Ascomycota, Eurotiomycetes, Eurotiales, Aspergillaceae. Gene Ontology annotation, biological process: water transport; glycerol transmembrane transport. Gene Ontology annotation, cellular component: plasma membrane. The record is from RefSeq and is a predicted model, not a curated record. The transcript is spliced from 4 exons. The annotation marks the transcript as partial.
UCCGAACUCCUCGGCACAAUGAUCCUCGUCCUCUUCGGCGACGGUGCCAUCGCCCAGGUUACUCUCAGUGGGGGAUCGAAAGGGGAUUAUCAGUCUAUAUCAUGGGCGUGGGGACUAGGAAUCCUCCUCGGAAUCUACACCUCCACCCGCUCCGGCUCGCACCUCAACCCAGCCAUAACAUUCACAAACUGUCUCCUGCGCCCAUCCAGACACCCCUGGUCUAUCCUCCCAGUCUACACCCUCGCGCAGACCCUCGGAGCCAUCAUCGCCGCAGGUCUCAUCUACGCCAACUACCACUCCGCCAUUGACGUCCACGAGGGGCGUCCUCACGCGCGCUCCGUCCCCAUCACCUCCUUCUCCUCCCCUUCAUCCUCCAAAAUGACCGGCCCCGACGCAAUGGCCGUGUCGAACGCGACAGCAGGCAUAUUCAGCACCUACCCGGCGCCAUUCAUGACUCGCUCGGGGGCGUUCUUCUCGGAGGGUUUGGCGAGUGCGAUUCUUAUGUUCAUGGUUCCUCCUCCCCCUACUACCCCCCAAGAACAAAGAGGAGGAGAAUUAAUCCUCCCCCUAGGCCUCUUCUUCACCGUCUUCGGCAUCGGCGCCAGUUUCGGCUGGGAAACGGGCUAUGCGAUGAACCUGGCGCGUGAUUUCGGGCCCAGACUUGUGUCUUGUGUGGUUGGGUAUGGGAGGGAGGUGUGGACUGCUGGGGGGUAUUAUUUUUGGAUUCCUAUGGUGGCUCCGUUUGUAGGAUGUCUUAUCGGUGGAUCGACCUAUGAUUUGUUUUUGUAUGCUGGGACGGAGAGUCCGCUGUCG